This is a messenger RNA of Radiomyces spectabilis, 1173 nucleotides long. Its product is annotated as Pumilio1 in complex with Cyclinb reverse Rna. Bases 1 to 1173 code for a protein of 390 amino acids. Gene Ontology annotation, cellular component: cytoplasm. Gene Ontology annotation, biological process: nuclear-transcribed mRNA catabolic process, deadenylation-dependent decay. The record is from RefSeq and is a predicted model, not a curated record. Gene Ontology annotation, molecular function: mRNA 3'-UTR binding. The transcript has 4 exons. NCBI's taxonomy places the organism in Eukaryota, Fungi, Mucoromycota, Mucoromycetes, Mucorales, Radiomycetaceae.
AUGAAUCGCUCAGCACGCCUACCACCGACGUUAUCCCCAUCAUUCGUAGCCCCUUAUUGGAGGCUUUUCGAAGCAACAAAAAUAAGAAAUACGAACUCAAGGCAAGUUGUCAUUGUUACUACAUCCAUCGAGCCAAUUUCCAACGUUUUUCUCCUUUUUUUAUUUUAUUUUCAACAGGAUAUUGUGAAUCACGUCGUAGAGUUUAGCGGGGAUCAACACGGUUCGCGAUUCAUUCAGCAAAAAUUGGAAACAGCCAGCAGCGAUGACAAGCAGCUCGUCUUUAAUGAAAUUUUGCCAAACUGUCUUCAGUUGAUGACCGAUGUCUUUGGAAACUAUGUGAUCCAAAAACUGUUUGAACACGGUAGUCAAGCGCAAAAGACGAUUUUGGCACGCCACAUGGAGGGACAUGUUCAGUCGUUGUCGCUUCAAAUGUACGGUUGCCGUGUGGUGCAAAAGGCUCUGGAGCAUGUGUUGACUGAUCAGCAAGCUCAGCUUAUCCGUGAAUUGGAUGGCAAGGUUCUCAAAUGUGUGAAAGAUCAAAAUGGCAAUCAUGUUGUACAAAAAGCCAUUGAAAGAGUUCCUGCUCAGCAUAUCCAGUUUAUUAUUGAAACUUUCCAUGGCCAAGUAUUUCAUUUAGCCACGCAUCCCUAUGGUUGCCGUGUGAUUCAACGCAUGUUUGAGCACUGUCCUGAAGAACAGACCAGCCAUUUAUUGGAGGAACUUCAUCGCAGUACUCGGUUAUUGGUCCAAGAUCAAUAUGGCAAUUAUGUGAUUCAGCAUAUUCUUGAGCAUGGCAAGCCGGAAGAUCGCGCAUUGAUUAUCCGUAAAAUCCGAGGUCAUACGCUACAAUUAAGCAAGCAUAAGUUUGCCAGCAAUGUGGUGGAAAAGUGCGUGGCGCAUGGUAACAAGCAAGAACGCCAAAUGUUGAUUGAUGAAGUGCUCCAAGCACGUCUCGAUUGCUCGUAUCCUUUGGUGUCCAUGAUGAAAGACCAAUAUGCCAACUAUGUAGUGCAGAAAAUGCUGGACGUGGUUGAUGGUGAACAACGAGAGCUUCUGGUGCGCAAAAUUAAGCCUCAUUUACCUGGUUUGAAGAAAUACACCUAUGGUAAACACUUGAUCAGCAGUAAGUUGUCCCCCGCGGCUGUCCACUUGUCGUUCUUUAGUGAAUCGUGA